This is a messenger RNA of Colletotrichum chrysophilum, 1794 nucleotides long. RefSeq lists its product as uncharacterized. Bases 1 to 1794 code for a protein of 597 amino acids. Gene Ontology annotation, biological process: cellular response to oxidative stress. The transcript has 2 exons. The record is from RefSeq and is a predicted model, not a curated record. NCBI's taxonomy places the organism in Eukaryota, Fungi, Ascomycota, Sordariomycetes, Glomerellales, Glomerellaceae. Gene Ontology annotation, cellular component: cytoplasm.
AUGGCAGACUCCUCAAAGGGCCUACAGGCCCUGCGCGAGUCCAAACCCCCUGCCACCGACACCUUCACCUAUCUGACCAUCAUCGGCGAGGUCCUGUCUCCUGAGAUUCUGCCAGAGCUCAACGACAUUUUGCAAGAUGCACAGCUCACCCAGGACAUCGGAUGGGACCUGGUCGAGAUGCUCGUCCCCAUCCAAGGGAGCGAGCAGUGUCUCGAGACCAUUGCGCAGCUGGGCAACCCGCGCGAGGUCAUCCUGAAGGUCCUCGAGGUCCUCGAGAAGAACGUCGACGAUGCCACAGACGACGAGGACGACGACCAGACCACGGCCACAUUCGUCAACCUCGUCGGCAUGCUCAGCAUCCUCCACAAACGCCUGAACGUCGCGCGGCCCUCUCGCUUCGUCCACACAACCCUCCAGAGCGUCUACCGCACCUACCAUCCCCGCAAUCCUGAAAUGACGGCCGCAGUCAUCGCCCUUAUCCGCUCCUUGUCAGGCGAAAAGCGACCACCUCUGCCCACUCGCCAGUCGAGCAACAAGCUCGACACUCCCUUCACAUCCAGCGACCCCACGAAGCACGCACCUGACCCCGAGGCGGGGAAGUCCCAACAACUCGCGCCAACCGAGCCGGCCACCACGAAGCGGCUCCUGCAGUCCUUCAUCACCUGCAUAAUCGAGGCCUAUGUCAACUGCACGAGCAUGGAAUGGGCCUCCCGCCUGCUCGAGUUCUACAACCCGGAGCGCGUCGUGAUCCGGAAAAGCAUGUUGCGCGCCUUCAAGGAGGACGACGACUUUUUGGCCAGGGACGCUCUGGUUGGCCAGCUGGUGGCGCUUGCAGGAGAUCUCGGAUUAACUCGAGUACAUGACCUGUCUGUCAAGGAAAUCUUCGAAGGUUCCAUCGUCCACAGCCCCCUGUCCAUCGAUACCGAUGCCCUUAGCCCCUCCGCCAUCAAGCUUUCCACCGGAGGCGUCUGGUGCCUUGUGGCGUACUGGCUCUUCUCGGCGGAAGUCUUUGAUGCCGAUUACGAGCAGGUGCAGAUGACAAUUUUCCCCGACCACAACAAGCUGUUGCAGGGCUUCCUCGGCGAUGACCCCCAAACCCGCAUCGUGGGCAACCCGGGAACGACAGAAGCCCUGGUCGUGAUGGGGCUGUAUUUGGAGAACUACAAGCGCAUAUCGCCAUCAGACGGCCACGGUGACUUCAUGCCCUACCACCACCUGUUGACACUGGUCUCGGUGUUCCAUCCAUCUCUCACUGUGCGCAACGUCGCCACGACCCUCGCCGGCCUCGUCCUGCACGACGACCCUGACGACAACGACCGCCUGAAGAUCUUGGAGGAUCUCCUCGAGAACUGCAUCUUCUCCGCCCUGCAGGCCUCUGCGGUGACAUGGCUGCGAGAGGAGGUGAUUAUUGCGCAUAAACGCAAGCUUACAAACAGAUUCGCGUCAACGGACGCCAUUGAUACCCUUCAGUACGCAUUGUUUCCCAACCUGGCCUUCCUCAAGGACCAAGACGCCACCGCUCUCUGGGAGUACUGGGUGCAAAACUUCCCCUUCCACCUGCAACUCGCCAACUUUGCCUACUUCCUAUUCGCCGGCACUGAAUUCCAGCACCUCGUACCAGCGAGCAUGCCGGGUGCCGUCGAGCAGCGCUACGUAGAGCCGCUGCUGCAUGCUGCCAAGACGCUACAGGCAGCCGUGGAAAAGAAGGAGAUUGACGACCAGGGACAGGGCGGAGAGGUAUUCACGCAACUCGAAAUCUUGACGAUGCGAUUAAAGAGCUUGCCCCUUCAGUAA